AGGACAUACCCUGAAAAGUUGGACGCAUGAGAAUUAUGUACCUUUAAAGGACAUCGUUGUGUGAAUUUUCACCGCCAAGCCAUGCUCCACAGCCGACCAGGAGCUUGCUGGGGAAAAGUGUCUGACCUCUCUGGCGCGCACGCAGACUGGACCAAUACGCAUUGGAUAGCAGGUGGGCCAAGAUGGAGGACGAGGAGGAGGGACAGACCAGGGGUGACCGCCAGACCGUCAGCAGGCGCACCUUACCACCUGAGGAACUUGAAGGUGCUGCUGUGGGUGGUUGUCUCUCUGCUGCCCCUGGUGGAGGGGGCCCAUAUUGGCGCUGGUUUGGGGGAAGACUCUGUCCAGGCUGUGGGACUGCUGGGAGGGAUGAGGGAACGGCAGCUCCCAGACACUCUACCUGAGGUGGAUGAGGAACAAGAGGAGGAGAGUGACCCGUACUCCCCUUGGCAUGGCCUCUAUGACCCAUCUGUGAUGGACGAAGCGGACGACCACCCCAGUGGCCGGUGGGGGGGACGUUCCCCUCGCAACUCAGACCCCUCAGACGCCGAACCAAAAGGCUCGGCCAAGAAAAAGAAGAAGAGGAAGAAGAAAGAGAAAGAGAAAGAGAGAGAGAAAGAGAGGGAUAAAAAGGCAAAAGGAAAGGUCAGGCGGCCCCAGCACAGCAGCCCAGACUGCAGGGUGGAGAAACGAGAGAUGAAGGUGCGGGACUUGGGCCUGGGAUUCGACUCGGACGAGAUCGUCCUCUUCAAGUUUUGCGUGGGCUCCUGCCAGUCGUCCAGGACCAACUACGACCUGGCUCUAAGGGCCCUGAUGGAGAACGGGUCCCUGCCGCGGAGGACCUCCCGGCGAGUCAGCGCCCACCCCUGCUGCCGGCCCGACCGCUACGAGCCUGUGUCCUUCAUGGACGCCCACACCACGUGGCAGACCAUCCAGUCGCUGUCGGCAGCCAGCUGCAUGUGUAUGGGCUGAGAGAGCCAGCCUGGAGGAGGAAGAAUAGGGGAGGGUGGCAACUGGCUGUCACUCACCUCUGCCUGAGAAUAUACAAAUGGUGGCUCGCCAUUGAGGCUGGGUCUAGGGAGAGCAUCUGGGUUCUGGGAGGGCAGAAGUGGUUGCUCCGAAAAAUAUGCAAUAGGGCUGGUCCCCAGUACAAAGCAGGAUGGAGAUUCUGUAGAGUGUCUAUGAUGGUGGAGCGAGGCCACGCCUCUUCCUGUUGUCCAUUUCCUGUUGAGGAUAAGUGGAUUUGUUGGCAAUGGGAAACUGUCAUGAGCGAAUGGCAAGACAGUGACCACACAAUGGUGGGAUUUGAAUAUUCACAGCAGUUGGGAUAUGUAUAAGACUGACCUGGAGUACUGCUGAAAAUAUUGACUCAAAGGUCUAAAAGAGGACCAUAUCUCAUUGCAUUUGACCACAGGUAGACAAGCUCAAACCACUUUUGACAAUGUCAACAUACAGUAUGUCAAUUCCUUCAAAACAGGGAUAUUCCAUACCAUAAUUGCAUUUUUCAAUGUUCACUUGAACUCUACCAAAUAGAUGCCAUGCAUCUCUUUGAAUUACUGUAUUAUAGCCAACAUAUUUAUUACAAAUGACUUAUUUAUUUAUUAUUGUUUCAUAUGAGAUGGACUGUAGAUGUAUAUUUAUUGUCAUGAUCACAUAUCCCGGGGGUUUGUGUUGCUCGGGGCUUUAUGUUGCUGGGUCCUUUGUCAUUGAAUUGUGUUUGAUGUUGUUUUGAAACAUCAAAAAGAUCAGAACAAGUGGAAAGAACCUCAACCAGGGUUGGGGAGUAGCGUGUUACAUGUAAUCCAUUACAUGUAAUUGAUUACAAACACUGUUAACUGUAAUCCGUUAUGUUACCAGCUCAAAUAUUGUUAUCAGAUUCCAGAUACUUUUGAAAAAACUAAAUGAUUAUUUCUAGGGUUACUUUUACCCCAUUCAUGUCCUUGUACUAUAUUUAGUACAAUAUCAAAAUGCGCCAUUGAACAAAUUCAGUUUGGUGUAAAUGCAUGAAAUCUGGUGUCAACAUAUUUACUACAAGUGUCUAGACAGGCCACAUUGACAUUUUAAGAUUGACAUUGGAAGUAUGAUAGAUAAUGACAAUCAAAAUUGGGAUUUUGAGAAAAUGUGGAAAAGUCAUUAAUAUGACUUCAGCAUAUGUAUUUUGAAAUACAUUUCAGAUUUAAAUUGUUUAAAAGCAUAUAGUAUUGUUAUUUGACCUGUUCUAAGCCCAAAUAUGCCAAAUAUAUGAUUCAACUCAUUGUCGUUUGUAAACUACAGCCGUUUCUGUAUCGUACUAUAGUUCCUCUUUGGUCAAGUCAUGUGAAUGUUCAAAUGAUCAGAUCAUAAUAAUGUUUGGUAUAUAGAUUGUCUGGACCAAUAUAUAAAUCUAAGAACAAUAUAUAAAUAAAUCCACACUCUCUCGCUCUCACACACACACACACACACACACACACACACACACACCUAGAGUAUGCAGUAUAAACAAAUUCAGUGGAGUCAUUUCAUCAGUUUUCUAUAUUUCUCAGUUCUUAAACAUGUUCAAAUCUUAAUAAUUGUCUGGGUCAAUAUAUAUAUAUAUAUAAAAAACUAUAUCUAAAGAAAUCCACAUACACUCACACACAGUAGAUUAUACAUUGUAAACUAAUCCAAUGCAAAUCAAAUGAGAUUGAGGCAUGCUACAGCAUUCUUCCUCUUUCUCUAACUCAUUCACAAACACACGUGUACACACACCUAUGACAGACAUACACACACGCGGGUCAGAGACCACUAUGAUGACACACCAAAUGUAUUAGAUGGAUCUCGGUAAAAGAGCAGGAAUAGGCUUUUGUAGGCUACAGUGCAAGCAAGCUACGUCUUCCAAUGGUGCGACUGCUGUCGGCAUCCAAAGAUUAUCAAAUUUAAAUAAGCGCUUGGCGGUAUGGAAGACAGCAGUGGUGUAGUCUACGGGGAUACGGAUAUCACUUAUUAUUGAUAUCUACAUAGCGCAUUCAUGUGAAUCACACUGCUUCUCUCUCAUUUAGCUAUUUGCGCCUUACGGAUUAUGGUUGUUGUGGAUGUCUGUUCACAAAUGUAUAUGUGUAUUUUAACCCAAUAAUGGUGGAAUUGAAGAAGUCUUAUGCUGCCUAUCAAUCAUUGUUUUUGCGACCAGUAGACAGCCAUUGAAAAAUGCGCUCUUGCAAUUCCAGCCUAUGGAAUAAACGUUUAAAGGAGUUCCUCCCUUCUAAACUCCUCUAUGGUAUUGUGCUCCAUACUGUCAAAACUAGUUGAAUUUAAUGACACCACAAGUGGGGAUUUUAUUGCACAAUAUAAUUCGUGCUGAGUAAAAAAUAAUCUCAGUAGGCCUAAUGGACAUAUGCUCAUACUAGCGCACUUUUGAUAGACUUAAUUAAACAGCUUCGAAAUAUCAAAGUGUCACCAACAAAAACGUAAACAAUAGGCCUAUAAAUGCAGCAUAUGGCAUUCAUUUUUCAUGUGCAAAUAGCAUUUUUCGGUAGUGCUCAAAGCAUGCGAUUCCAUGAGAGCAGCAUUCCUUUUUCAACUCGAAGCAACGAGCCCAAUCAGUCCUCAAUGACAACAAAAUCAUAAACAACAGAGUAGGUUAAUAAAUCCUUAGUUUUGGGGUUAUGCUCAGGUAAAACUAUUUGGCUAAUCUAUAUUUCCAUAUAUCCAAGUCCUAUUCUUGAGGUAUUAAGAUAAUUGGAAUUACUGAAAAUCUGACAAACUUUGGUUUUAAAUGUAAAGAUUUAGCCUAAUCCUAUUAUUAUGUGUAUUAAAGUAGAAAGAAAUGGCUUAGAAGAAGCCUACAUAACCAACCCAUAAAGUAAAAUCCAACAUCCAUUUAUGGCCAGCUAUGUAACUCCAACAUUGAUUUAUCCUCCAAUAGAUGUCAUUCAAUUGGUAAUAUUCAUUUUUUGUCUUCUUCUAAUGCCACUUAAGGGGAAAGUAAACUAAAAGUAACUGAAAGUAAUCAGAUUACUUUACUGAGUUGGGGUAAUCCUAAAGUUACCUUACUUAUUACAAUUGUGGACAGGUAACUACUAACUGUAACAGACUACAUUUAGAAAGUAACCUAGCCAAUCCUGACUUCAACAUACAGUAUGUCUCAUUUCACACAAAGGAAGUUAAUAGUCCAGUGGUGGAAGAUUUUACCAGGUUACAAGCUUAGUUUAGUUUUUUUCAUUGUUGUUUCAGUAUUUCAGAGCAAUAUUACAGUCAAUAUUAUUAAUGUUAUUAUUAUUAUUAUCAUCAUUAUUUAAAUGGUUUCCUUUAUUUUUGU
Molecule: messenger RNA, 4273 nt
Organism: Coregonus clupeaformis (lake whitefish)
Lineage: Eukaryota; Metazoa; Chordata; Actinopteri; Salmoniformes; Salmonidae
Product: artemin-like
Exons: 4
Coding region: 82-972 (296 amino acids)
Molecular function (GO): growth factor activity; glial cell-derived neurotrophic factor receptor binding; receptor tyrosine kinase binding
Source: RefSeq, a predicted model, not a curated record